CUUCACACUACCAUAUUUUGUCAAACUAGUAAAGAACGUUGUUGAUACGUCUUAAAACAAAGCACAAACUAGACGAACGAAAACAAUGGCGAUUAUUUUGUCUUUCCUCUUGCUUCUGCUCACCUUGAUCUUCUUGAAGAAGAUCAAAAACUCAAAAAAAAAUCUUCCCCCGAGCCCACCAAAGCUCCCGUUCAUCGGAAACCUACACCAGCUCCAAGGAUUGCGUCACCGAUGUCUUAACGAUCUGUCCAAGAAACACGGACCCGUGAUGCUUCUCCGUCUAGGAUAUGUCCCAAUGGUCGUAAUCUCAUCGAGUGAAGCAGCUAAAGAAGCUCUUAAAAUACAGGACCUUGAGUGUUGUACACGACCUAACACUAUCGCUACAAGGAUUUUCUCGCGCGACGGUAAAAACAUCAGCUUUGCGGUAUACGGUGAGGAAUGGAGAGUGCUGCGUAAGCUUGUGGUUCGUGAGUUUUUCAGCGUGACAAAGGUUCGAUCUUUCCGUUAUGUUAGAGAGGAAGAGAAUGACUUGAUGGUCAAGCAACUGAAGGAAUCGGCUUUGAAGCAAUCUCCAGUGGAUUUGAGCAAAACCCUCUUUUGCCUAGCUGCAAGUAUCGUAUUUAGAACCGCCUUUAGUCAGAGUUUCUUUGAGAACAAGCAUAUCAACAAGGAGGAUAUUGAAGAACUGAUGUUUGAAGUUCAGAAAAAUAUGUCUUUUAAAUUCUCUGAACUCUUCCCCGUUGCUGGUCUUGGAUGGUUUAUGGACUUUCUGUCAGGACAACAUAAGAGACUUCACAACGUUUUCAACGAGGUUGAUACUUUUUUAAAUCAUAUAAUUGAUGAUCAUCAAUCUAAGAACCCAAACCAAGAUCGUCCUGAUAUCGUCGACUCGCUCUUACAUAUGUUACAUACACAAGAACAAGAUGAAUCUUUCAAGCUCACCAUUGAUCAUAUCAAAGGCAUCAGCCAAGAUGUAUAUCUUGCUGGAGUAGACACAAGCGCCAUUACCAUGAUUUGGGCGAUGGCAGAGCUCGUUAGAAACCCUAGAGUGAUGAAAAAAGUCCAAGAAGAGAUCCAAACUUGCAUUGGAAUCAAACAAAAGGAGAGAAUCGUGGAAGAAGAUCUUGAUAAGCUUCAAUACUUGAAACUUGUGGUGAAAGAAACCUUGAGACUACACCCAGCAGCUCCUCUGUUACUCCCAAGAGAAACAAUGAGUCAAAUCAAGAUUCAAGGCUACGACAUUCCGCCAAAAACCCUUCUAGUGGUCAACGCAUGGUCGAUAGGACGAGAUCCUAAACACUGGGAAAAUCCAGAAGAAUUUACCCCGGAGAGGUUUAUCGAUUCUCCGGUGGAUUACAAAGGAAAUAAUUUUGAGUAUUUACCGUUUGGUGCUGGACGAAGGAUGUGCCCAGGAAUGGCUUCAGGGAUUGCGACCAUUGAAUUGGGACUCUUGAAUUUGCUUUACUACUUUGAUUGGAGAUUGCCUGAGGAGAAGAAAGAUAUGGACAUGGAAGAAGCUGGUGAUGUUACCGUUGUUAAGAAGGUUCCUCUUGAGCUUCUUCCUAUUCUUCGCCUGUGAUGGGGUCACAGAGUCUUGAAGAACAAGAGAAGUUGAACUCUGUAAGUGAUCAGACUUAAGACUAGAGUUAUGUUGUUGUUGUUUUUUUUAAAAAAAAAUAAAAAAUAAAACUUGUUGGGAAAU
This is a messenger RNA of Eutrema salsugineum, 1702 nucleotides long. RefSeq names its product cytochrome P450 71B25-like. The record is from RefSeq and is a predicted model, not a curated record. Lineage: Eukaryota; Viridiplantae; Streptophyta; Magnoliopsida; Brassicales; Brassicaceae. The transcript has 2 exons. Gene Ontology annotation, molecular function: monooxygenase activity; iron ion binding; heme binding. The coding region runs from base 86 to 1579 and encodes 497 amino acids.